Molecule: messenger RNA, 5806 nt
Organism: Fundulus heteroclitus (mummichog)
Lineage: Eukaryota; Metazoa; Chordata; Actinopteri; Cyprinodontiformes; Fundulidae
Gene: iqgap3
Product: IQ motif containing GTPase activating protein 3
Exons: 37
Coding region: 183-5171 (1662 amino acids)
Biological process (GO): regulation of actin cytoskeleton organization; regulation of GTPase activity
Cellular component (GO): cytoplasm
Molecular function (GO): GTPase activator activity; actin filament binding; calmodulin binding
Source: RefSeq, a predicted model, not a curated record
GGAGCUUUCAAACCUGAAACAGGAAGUGGAUUGAAGCAGCGGCCAGUUGGCGUCUCGUUAGCGCUUAACGCACAGGUUUAUUUUAGUGAGCUUAGCUUUAAAACACUCAAACUCUGGUUUUAUCCCCUGAACUCGUCAGAAGGCGGUUAUUAACCUGGCGGAGGACAAAGAACCGCAACAAAAUGUCGGAUUCAGCUGCAGGGAGCCGCUAUGAGCGUCUCACAGCAGAGCAGAUGGAUGAGCAGAGGAUCCAGAAUGUGGCCUAUCAGUACCUCUGCAGGCUGGAGGAGGCUAAGAGGUGGAUGGAGGCGUGUCUGGGGGAGGAGCUUCCUGCUCCAACUGAGCUGGAGGAGGCUCUGAGGAACGGAGUCAUUCUGGCCAAACUGGGUCAUCGCUUUAGUCCGACCGCCGUCCCGCUGAAGAAGAUCUACGACCCGGAACAGCUCAGAUACAAGGCUGUGGGUCUCCAGUUCCGCCACACCGACAACAUCAACCACUGGAGGAACGCCAUGACAUCACUGGGACUGCCAGCGAUCUUCCACCCGGAAACCACCGACGUGUACGACAGGAAGAACAUGCCCAGAGCCGUCUACUGCAUCCACGCUCUCAGCCUCUACCUGUACAGACUGGGUUUGGCUCCGCCUAUUCAUGAUCUCUAUGGAAAAGUAAAGUUCACAGAUGAGGAGAUCAACAACAUGAAGCUGGAGUUGGAUAAAUACGGAAUCCAGAUGCCGGCUUUCAACAAGAUCGGAGGCAUCCUGGCCAAUGAGCUGUCUGUGGACGAAGCUGCAGUGCAUGCAGCUGUGGUGGCCAUUAACGAGGCGGUGGACAGAGGGGAUGUGAGCGUCACAGCCUCAGCGCUGAAGAAUCCUGCAGCUCUACUCACUGACCUGCAGGAGGCGCUGAUGAGUGUCUACCAGGAGAUGCUGAAGCAGGCCAGGAUGAAGAAGGCGGAGCAGGCAGCCUGCAAGGUUGGCUCUGAUUGGUCAGAGACAGAAUGCGUCCGUCAGCCUGUCUGUGACGUGUUUGUCUGUCAGCAGGACGGCUCUGAGGACAAAGACAUGUACGAGGAGUAUCUGAGCCAGAGGGAGAUCCAGGAGCACAUCAGGACCGUCAACGUGCGAUCAGCGUUGGAACAAGUGGACGAAGCUCUGGAUGCUGAAGAUGAACUCUCUCUGCUUGCUGCUCUGCAGCUGCCAUGUUUGGCCCUCAGGGGCCUCCAUACUGCCAACGGCCCAUGGUACCUGGAUCAGCUGUUGGUGGACCGCCAGCAGAAGGCUCUGGACCAGGGCUCUGUGGAUCCUCUGGAAGCUGCUGAGCUGCAGGAAAGCAUCUCUGCUGCCAACCAGGAAGCUCAGAGAGCCACCAACAUGCUGGUGGCGGUGCAGAGGGUCAACGCCUCGCUGCGUGGAGACGACUGCAGGUACACCGUCAGCUGCCUGAUGAACUCUGAGCUGCAGCUGCCUGAAGUCUUCCCAGCAGCCGCAGCCUUUUACCACCAGGAGCUGCAGCUGCUGCAGCGACGGACCGCGCAGGGGGAGCUACAUCAGGAAGAGCUUUUUGUCGCCGUGGAGAUGCUCUCAGCAGUUGCUCUAAUCAAUCAGGGUGUGGAGGCGGGACAUCUGCAAGAGUUCAGCUCCUCAUUGGUCAGUCCAUCUGCAGGCCUGUGUGACGUGGACCACGCCCUCAUGGACAGGUACCUGGAGCACCUGGUAGGUGUGAAGCAGCAGAUGGGCCGAGGCUUGCUGACCUGGAAUCAGCUGCAGGAAGGAAUCAACCAUGUGAACGGCUCGGCCCAGGACGAACACCAGCAACUCCAGGCUGUCGGCCUGAUUAACGAGGCUGUGAUGAGAGGAGACCCCCAGCAGCUGGUGUCUGCGCUGAUGCUGCCCUCCUGUGGUCUGGAGGACAUCAUACCUGCCAACACCUGCAGGUACCUGGCCCUGCUGACCAGGUCCAGGCAGCAAAAAGCACAGAUGAGCAGAGACCCUGGAGCUGAGCUGUGGUUGGCCGAUAUCCAGGAAGCAGUGAAGCAGGCCAAUCAGCAGAGUCAAAAAGCUCUGAAGUUGUGCCUGGCGGUGGCGGCGGUGAACCAGGCGGUGAAGGAGAACCGGGCCAAACAGACUCUGCGGGUUCUGUCUCUGCCAGAACUGGAGCUGCGAGGACUUUUAUCGGACUGCGCUUCAGAUUAUCAGCGAGAGCUGAGCGGCCGGAUCGCAGACAGGACUCGCUCAGGUGAGGACCGGAGUCCGUGGGUUCGGGUCCAGCUGCAGGACGGAACCUUUUAUUACUUUCACCUGAACAGGCUGGAGGGAAGCUGGGAGAAACCCAACAAAUUCAAACAACACGGUCCGUACCUGAGCCAUCAGGAGAUCCAGGAAGUGGUGGGCAGCGUUUCUGCGUCGUACAGCCGCGGCGUUCUUUGGCGGAGCAGCGAAGCCCUGAUUGUUGGUCUGCAGGCUCGCUGUCGGGGGUUCCUGAUCAGACAGCAGCUGGAGGUCCGGCGGCGUUUCCUCAUCAGUCAGACUCCUGCUGCAGUCGUCAUCCAGUCUCAUUGGAGGAGGUUCGUCCAGCAGAGGGCGUACAGGCGGAGGCUGCAGUUCCUCUACAACAACUGGAGGUCUGUUGUGAAGAUCCAGUCGUUUGUGAAGAUGUGGCUCGUCAGGAGGAGACAUUUGGCCCGGCUGAGAUUUUUCACACGGAACGUGGAUGCGGUCAUAAAGAUCCAGGCCUUCUUCCGGGCCAACAGAGCCCGACACGAGUACCGCAUGCUAGUGCACUCGGACACGCCCCCUCUGUCUGUGGUCAGGAAGUUCCUUCACCUGCUGGACCUGGGAGACGGUGACAUCAGAGAGGAGGCGGAGCUCCUGCGGCUGCGAGAGGAAGUGGUGAGGAGCAUCCGCUCCAACCGGCAGCUGGAGACCGACUUGGACCUGAUGGACCUGAAGAUCGGGCUGCUGGUGCGAAACCGAGCCACGCUGCAGGAAGUGGUGUCUCACUGCAAGAAGCUGACCAGGAAGAACAAGGAGCAGCUGUCGGACAUGAUGAACGUGGAGCGAAGCAAAGGGCUGAAAGCUCUGAGCCGGGACCGGCGGGCGCGGCUGGAGGCCUACCAGCACCUGUUCUACCUGCUGCAGACGCAGCCUCUCUACCUGGCGCAGGUGAUCUUCCUGAUGCCCCAGAGCCGCUCCACCUCCUUCAUGGAGAUGGUGGUGUUCAGCCUGUUCAGCUACGGCUCCGACCGCCGCGAGGCCUUCCUGCUGCUGCAGCUCUUCACCGAGGCGCUGCGAUACGAGAUCAGGCUGAAGGUGGAGCGGCCGCAGGACGUGAUCACGGGGAACCCCACCGUCAUCAGGAUGCUGGUGAACUUCUACCGCCAUGCUGGCGGCCAGAACGCGCUGCGGGACUCUCUGGGUCCGGCUCUGCAGGACGUCCUGUUGGACCGAAGCCUCAACAUCAGAACCGACCCGCUGGAGGUCUACAAGACCUGGAUCAACCAGACCGAGACCCAGACCGGACACAAGAGCUCGCUGCCGUACGAGGUUUCUGCUGAGGACGCUCUGUCCCACGCCGAGGUCCAGCGCCGCAUCGACGUCGCCAUCAUCAACCUGAAGAACCUCACAGACCGCGUCCUCAAAGCCAUCACCGCCAACCUCAGCAGGAUCCCGUAUGGUCUGCGUUACACAGCCAAGGUGCUCAGAGACGCCUUGAAGACAAAGUUUCCUGCAGCCGGUGAGGACGAGCUCUACAAGAUUGUGGGUAACCUGGUCUACUACCGCUACAUGAACCCGGCCGUGGUGGCUCCAGACGGCUUCGACGUGGUGGACAGGUGCGCCGGCGCCGCCCUGCAGCCGGAGCAGCGCCACAUCCUGGGCUCCAUAGCGCGCAUGCUGCAGCACGCCGCCGCCAACAAGCUCCUCCACGGAGACGGAUACCACGUCCGAGUCCUGAACCAGUACAUCAGCCAGACCCACUGCAGGUUCAGGAAGUUCCUGUACGCCGUCUGUGACGUUCCUGAGCCAGAGGAGCGCUUCAGCAUGGACGAGUACUCGGAGCUGCUGAUUGUCGACAGACCCGUCAUUUACAUCUCUGUCAGCGAGCUGCUCAACACCCACCAGCUGCUGUUGGAGCACCAGGAGGUUCUCUGUCCAGACCCAGCAGAUCCCCUCAGGAUGAUCCUGAAGGAUCUCGGACCGGUUCCCAGUCUGCAGGAGCUCAUGGGCACUGCGGCAGGUGAGACUCCAGCUGAUCCAGGGUCAGAGUCCAGUAAGAUGGAGGUUUCUCUCACUCUCACCAACAAGUUUGACAUCUUUAACGACUCUGAGGACAAACCAGACGCCCGAGGACUGCUGCUCAGCACCAAGCAGUUGAUCAUCGAUGUCAUCCGGACUCAGUCGGGUGACUCUCUGAGCGACCUGCUGAGAACAAAGACCUCACCUGACCAGGAAGUGUGUCAUGAUUGGCUAAUGCAGCGUCGGGCUCGGCAGGAUGCUCAGACACCAGAGAAGAUGAAGAGGAACCAGUCGCUGGUGGCCAACGGCAAGCUGAGCCUGGAGGAGAAGAAGAAGAAGAUCCUGCGGAGCCUCAGGCGUCUGGAGGCGCUCGCCGUUCUCCGACCGCCUCGUCCUGAGAACCAGGUCCUGCAGAUGAUCGCCAAGGACAUCCGGCAGCAGCGCCUGCAUCGUCAGCGUCGGGGGGCGGAGCUUCAGAAACUCCAUCAGACUCUCAGCAGGCUGCAGGAGAAGAGCAGCUUCCACAGCGAGCAGGUCGACUUCUACAGACAUUACAUCACUUCCUGCCUGGACAACCUGACGGCUAACAGUAAAUUACCCAAUAAGAAAGCAGCAGAAGGCAGAGGGAAAAAGAAGCCUCCUGCUCUGAGCUACAGCGCCGCUCGGCUGCAGGAGAAGGGAGUCCUGUUGGAGAUCGAAGACCUGCCGCCCACACAGUUCAAGAACGUCGUCUUUGACAUCACUCCUGGACCCGAGAAAGGAAGCUUCCUCAUCAAGGCUCGGUUCCUCGGAGUCCAGAUGGAAGAAUUCCUGCUCAAAUACCAGGACCUGCUGCAGCUGCAGUAUGAGGGCGUGGCGGUGAUGAAGAUGUUUGAUAAGGCCAAAGUCAACGUUAACUUGCUCAUCUUCCUGCUGAACAAGAAGUUCUUCAAGAAAUGAUCCCAGGAACACUCCUGUCUUUGUCUUCUGUCUCACUGAUUGUCUUUUAUGUUUGUUGGACAAAAUGAGAUCCUGUUUCUCUCUAGAGUGAAACGUUCUUUCUGUCCUGUUGCUUUUUAAUGUGCCUCGGUUUUUAUCCUGUUUAACUCCUGUCUCUAUUUUCAGUUUAGUCAGACAUCUAUCCUGCACUACCGUCUGUUUUUAACGUGCCUCAGUUUAUAACAGAGUGAGGCUCCUGUUUAACUCCUGUCUAUAUUUAAUUAUUCAUAUAUCAGUAAAAUUGAACCUACGAGCCAUCUACUCAUACACUUAUCUUUGUUCUUAUGUCAUUCUGCAUUAUUAUGAUCCUGAGAAAUGCAUCCUGUUCACUGACCUUUGCACAUUUCACUCUAACACUCCUGUCUGUGUUACACUACAUGAUGCUGAGAAAGCUGGAGCUUUAUUUUCAAUGUCUGAUCAGAACCAUCCUGUCUCUGCAGGAUAGUCUGUGGGCGGGGCUUAGUUCAGAUGGGCAGUUUCAUUGGUCACGAAGAUUUUAGUGAUCGCCGGUUUCUGAUUGGUGAUCAGCUGCUGUAAACGUCUAACUUCCUGUCUGAAGGAACCUUUUAAUCAUCAAUAAACGGCUUCAUGUUGCA